AUGAAUUCGGCCGCGAAGAUCUGCCGCACCGAACGCUCCCGUCAGGUCAAGGGCGGCAGCGGAACAUCUAGCUAUAGUUUUAAAGAACCGGAUAAGAUUAUGUCCGGAAGUCAGCUCUCCGUACUCCCUCCCAAAGCCAACAACGCCCAAACCACCCAAAGGCCCUCCAGUGUCUCCGAAACAGAGCUUGCAAACCGCCUCCUGCACGAAAUCGCAGAAAUAGACCGCCGUCCCUCGGGCCCUCUUAUCCUUUACAAUCUCCUCUCACAGCCAAUCCUCCCUCCCACUACCACUACAGCCAACAUCAUCGCCGCAGCCCACAUGACCCCAGCCCAGAGCUCUCCGAUAACGACUCUCACAGUCACAGCGCCAGCACACCCAGUCCCCCACCCACAUCUCUACAAGGUUCUGGACUACGCAAUCUACCCAUUCUGCCCCCCGCCUCGCCGCAAACAACUUGCGGUAAAUCUGGCCGCACAGAAACAGCAAGCCAUUGCGCUUGCGGCGGCGACGGCGUGGGUGCGCGGCGGUGUGGCAGUUGCUCAGGAAAACAACGCUAUAGUUGUUGGAUCUGUUUUGGUCGGUGCAGAGGUGAAUGCCGCUGCUAUCAACGGCGCUACCGAGCCUACUCCUAGUGCUACGGUGAUGGCUGCUCCGCUAGCGACAAAAAAGAAACCAAACCGCAACCCGCGGGGGCCGUACAAGAAGCACCGGCGUGUGGAAUUUAUUGCCACAAUUGCCUCUAGUUCGACCACCGCUACUGCCACAACUGAUGGUGGCGAAAAUGAGGGCGAGGGCGAGCCCGCGGCGAAGAAGCGCAAGCAUGGGGGCGGACGCAGUAAGGGAGUGGUGGUGUGUAAUCUGUGUGGAAUCUUGUUUACGAGGCCGUUUACGCUGAGGAGGCAUGUGGCGAAUAUGCAUAAGGAAAGUGUGGAGUGCGUUUGUGGUGUUAGAUUUGAAGGGGAGGAGGAGAAGGGUGUGCAUCUUGAUGGGGGUGGAUGUGCUGGGGUUUGA
Messenger RNA from Morchella importuna, 1014 nucleotides. RefSeq lists its product as uncharacterized. The transcript has 3 exons. Bases 1 to 1014 code for a protein of 337 amino acids. Lineage: Eukaryota; Fungi; Ascomycota; Pezizomycetes; Pezizales; Morchellaceae. The record is from RefSeq and is a predicted model, not a curated record.